AUGACGCAUCGUAAGAAAAAUGAAACGUCUGAGACAGAACUUGAUUUUGUAUCGCGCACGUGCGAUCCGUGCAAGUUUGAGAACACUGAGUCCACGGCACAGGGCUUCUGUCGGACGUGCCGUGAGUACCUGUGCGAGAAGUGUGAGAAGUUCCACAAGAAGUUCCAGGCGACGCGGUCACACAAGAUCGUACACGGGAUUCUCAUGCCAAAACCGGUCCAGGCUCACAUGAAGUCGUGUGAGUUCCACCGCAACAACCCAGUGGAAUACUACUGUAAGGAUCAUAAUGACGUCAUCUGCGCGGAGUGCAAGGAGUUGAAACAUAAAAUCUGCAUGGGCGUGGUGUCGCUCGCCUUCUUCCAGAGCACCGAGACGGGAAAAGACAAGUUUGACCAUGUCACUAAAAAGUUAGAAAAAACAAUUGAUGACUUUAAAAAUGUUUUGGAGCUGCGCAAGCUUGAUAAGGAAGACUUGGAUAAACAGAAGGAUACUUGCCAGAAGAGAAUAUGGGAACUAAGGGCCGAUUUUAAUACGUAUUUAGAUAAUUUAGAGAAAGAAUUGCACGAAGAACUCAACGAAAUCCAUGCAGAGGAGACUAAGAUUAACAAAGAACACGAACUGAUAUGUGAAAAGUCAGUAGAAAUACUCGAAGGGUCUCUUGAAACCGUUUCAGGCGUGGUGAAGACGGAAGAUCCAGUAGCAGCGUUUGCGACCUACACGAAAGCAAAUAAGAAGGUAAAUGAAUAUAGACGAGUCCUAAAGGACGUCAAGCGUGACGCAAGGACGGUUGAAAUCAAACUGGUACCGGCUAAGGAACUUGCAGAAUGCAUGCAGAAGAUGAUUUGCUUGGGAAAUAUUCAAACGUUGAUUGUACCAAAGACAUAUCACCUCAAGUUGAAAGAACUUCGCAAGGAGAACAUGCGCGUAGUAGAGACUCUUGUACAUUCCGUGCGCAUGCCCGGCGACGACGAAAAACACGAUUGUGAAGUGACCGGGUCCACCUUCCUCCAGGAUGGCAGUUUGGUGGUGUGUGACAAACACAAUUACAAGGUUAAACUGUUGGAUAGGUUAUUUAUCUGCAAGCAUUCUAUUAAACUUGACGGUGCACCAUGGGAUGUCGCAGAGGUGAACACAAAAUGGAUUGUAACAACACUUCCGUUUGCAAAGAAACUCGUUUUUCUCCAAGCGGAUGUGGAUGCCGGGCUGUUGAAGGGGCGCUCGAUUCAGACCGAUCGGAUGUGCUGGGGCAUCGCCGUCACAGCCACUGACAUUAUAGUCUCAUGUCACGAUAACCCCGGAAACGGUAAAAUACAUAUACUGGAUAAAAGAGGUCACGCAAAAAAUGUACUGGGAGCAAAAGCGGAAGAAGCGUCCUAUAUAUUCGAUCUACCGUCUUAUUUAGCAGUCAGCGCCGACGGAGAGAAGUUAUUCAUCGCGGACGGCGAUCUGAAGCGCACGGUGACUUGCAUGUCGAAAAAGAACGGUGAGAUCAUAUACGACUAUAGCGUGUCUCCAUUCGGCUACUCUAAGACGACAAACAUCUCGGAGUACCAGAACCCCUGGUCCUUCAAGAUCAUUGUCGAUGAGGAGGAUCACGUGUUCGCCAACCUCGGCGACAAGGACAUGAUCCAGGUGAUUACAGACAAGGGCCUCAAAGACAAGACCUUGCUAAGGAACACAGAAAAGCUGUUCGGACCGCACACGAUGUCGUACAGAGAAACGGACGCCUGUCUGGUAAUUGGGCUUUGGGACCAGGUGCAGUCCUUCCGCUUUAAAGAGAUUGAAAUUAAGACGUAG
This is a messenger RNA of Dreissena polymorpha, 1797 nucleotides long. RefSeq lists its product as uncharacterized. The transcript has a single exon. The coding region runs from base 1 to 1797 and encodes 598 amino acids. Gene Ontology annotation, molecular function: zinc ion binding. NCBI's taxonomy places the organism in Eukaryota, Metazoa, Mollusca, Bivalvia, Myida, Dreissenidae. The record is from RefSeq and is a predicted model, not a curated record.